AUGCCGCCCAAAAAAGCUGCUGCAGCCAGCAAAAAGACUGAGGCGAAGAAGAAAGACAAAGUUAUAGAGGAUAAAACAUUUGGUCUCAAGAACAAGAAAGGUGCCAAACAACAGAAAUUCAUCCAGCAAGUGGAGAAACAAGUUAAAAGUGGCGGCAUACAUCCUGCUAAACCUAUGGAUGACAAGAAGAAGACUAAAGAAGAGAAAUUAAAAGAACAGAAGGAACUGGCCAUGUUGUUCAAACCAGUACAGACACAAAAAGUCGAAAAAGGUAUUGAUCCAAAGUCGGUUGUGUGUACAUUCUUUAAGCAGGGCCAGUGCACAAAAGGGGACAAGUGUAAAUUCUCACACGAUCUUACCAUUGAAAGAAAAGCCGAAAAGAGGUCCCUCUAUGUAGAUAUGAGAGAUGAUGAAGACACUAUGGACAAUUGGGACGAGGAUAAAUUAAAAGAAGUUGUUGAGAAGAAACACGGGGAAGGAAACAAACAGAGACCAGGCACCGACAUUAUUUGCAAGCACUUUUUGGAGGCUGUCGAGAAAUCUAAAUAUGGUUGGUUCUGGGAAUGUCCAUCGGGUACCAAAUGUAUUUAUAGACAUGCCUUGCCACCUGGAUUUGUUCUGAAACGCGAUAAAAAGAAGUUGGAAGACAAGAAAAAUGAGAUUUCACUUGUAGAUCUCAUUGAAAGGGAAAGAGCAGCGCUUGGACCUAAUCAGACAAAAAUAACAUUGGAAACAUUCCUUGCAUGGAAAAAGAAGAAAAUCAAAGAAAAACAGGAUGCAUUUACGAAAGCCGAAGAACAGAAGAGAACUGAUUUCAAGGCUGGUCGAGCUGUGGGCUUGUCUGGACGAGAGAUGUUCGCCUUCGACCCGGCGCUGGCUGCUGAUGAUGAUGAUGAUGAAGCUGUGGACCUGCGGUACUAUGAUGAUGAAGAGGAACAAGACGACACUGAAUAUAGGGACAUACAACUUGACCUUAUUGGCAUGGAGGCCGCUGAGGUGGAUGGCAGUGGUACUAAAGCGACGGAAGAUAGGUUGCAACAACUAAGUCAAGGUUUAGAGAAUGGUGACAAGCAACCAGUGGCUGCUGAAGAUGGAUCAACCGCCGUCCCUAUCAAUGAGAACCUGUUCCUCGACGAAGAUUUAGACGAGGAGCUGCAAAACCUUGAUCUGGAAGAUUAG
Molecule: messenger RNA, 1179 nt
Organism: Danaus chrysippus (African queen)
Lineage: Eukaryota; Metazoa; Arthropoda; Insecta; Lepidoptera; Nymphalidae
Source: the annotation of a GenBank genome assembly